Molecule: messenger RNA, 2163 nt
Organism: Maudiozyma saulgeensis
Lineage: Eukaryota; Fungi; Ascomycota; Saccharomycetes; Saccharomycetales; Saccharomycetaceae
Source: the annotation of a GenBank genome assembly
AUGUUUUCUAUCGUAUUGAAUAUAUUUUUAUUUACGUUGGCGACAGGAUUCAUUUCCAAUGUAAACGCAGACCUAACAACGUACAACAUGACUAAGCUACAGUUAUUACCUGGGUUAGCAGCUAGAAUGUAUAAAACAUCUUUGAAUAGUUCGGCAGAUUAUUCAACAAGAUCAACAUAUAUCGAAAAUGGGCAAUAUCUUACUGAUGGAGAGUUAGUUGCACAAAAAGCUGGUGUAACGGAAUUAAAUAUUAAACGUAUCAAAUACAAAAACAAUGAUGUAUUAGGGUUUUAUAUGGAUCCUGAUGAUGACUAUAUAGUCGUUGAAUUAAGAGGAUAUCUUCGUAUGCCAUAUACUGGUCAAUUAACUAUAGGGAGAUAUGUUAAUACCAUUAGUGGUUGUGACGGCGUAAAUCUGUAUCAAAGCACUACUGAUUACUGGGUCGUAAAACAAAGUAUGUUCGUAAAUAAUACGGAUGAUGGUUCUUUAUGUACACACAAUAGUUCACUUCCUUGGUACUCAGACGAUGGUGAAUACAUGGCCAGUGUGACAUCGACAAAUUUAAAUACAGGUGGUUCAGCCUUUAUGAAUAGCGCAUAUUUUUACGAAGGUAUUUAUUAUCCAUUUAAAGUUGUUAUUCUAGUAGGUGGCGAUGGUUUGUUCACCACUGCAAGCGCUUCAAUAAAAAAUGCUCUGGGAAGUCAUUCGUUCCAAUUGAAUGAAGAAACAUUAUUUUAUGAUCCAUAUGAAAAUUUUGAAACAGACGAUGCUAAUUAUUCUAAAGACUUCCCAUUGAAUUGCCCUUCUCUUAAUGGGGAGGAGUUUGUAGACGACAUUAUUAUACCUCCAACGUCUUCUGUCCCCGAUCAAUGUCCUGUAACUUCUUCCUCCGUUGCUAGUUCUUCCAUUAUUUCCAGUGUCACAAGUAGUUCAGAACCAUCCAGUAUUGAUGUUACGAGUAGUAUUAAAUUAACCAGCAUAGAGUCAAGUAGUACAAUUUCGAGCAGCGCUGCAUUAAGUAGUAUUGAGUCGAACAUUAUUACAUCAAGUAGUGAGCAAUCUAGUAGUAUCGAGUCUAGUGGCAUUGAGUCAAGUGCUGUUAUAUCAAGUAAUACCGAGUCUAGUAGUAGUUACGCAGAAAAUACCGAAAUUUCAAGCUCAACCGGGUCUGAUAGUGUUUUUUCUAGUAGCGAUAUGCCAAGUAGUACUCAAACUGGACAAGUAUCCACAUCUUCUAGGUUUACUGCCAUAAUUACCAGUUCCCCCACCAGUGAAUCUCAAUCCAAAAUCGUUGUUACUAGUGAGGUCAAUACCCCAGAAAGUGGUUCCACAAUUUCAGAUUACUCUAAAUUUCAAACCAUAUCUAGUCUUUCAUCAAAGAUUGUUUCAAUGAUUACUAGUAGUGAAAAGUCCAUAAUUUUUACAAGUAGUUCAGGUCCUAGUAUGUCAAGCUCAACUAUAAUAGCUUCCCAUUCAACAUAUAUUCCACUUUCUCCAAUCGUGUCACCUAAUACUAAUUCAUAUUUCACUGAAUCAUACACGAGUUCAUCACAAUCGUUGGUUGUCAAUCAUUUCUCAACGAAAGAAUCUGAAGAAUCUAGUCCGCCUUCUAGCACACAUAUCCAUAACUCAGAUAGAUCUUCCUCAAGCAAUAAAUUACUUCAAGAUAAGCCGACAACCACAAAGCCUGUCUUAACAAGCCCCCAAUUAUCGUUAUUAAGGCCAUCUGGUACUUUAAAUGAAAUAUCUAACUCUAAUCAAGAAGUUCAAGCUACUGUUAGUUCUUGGAUAACCAUCACGCAAACUGACUGUCCACUGUGUAGUUUACAGACUGCUUCACAAACCAAACAGACUGUUAUUUCAUCAUAUAUCUUGAGCAAUAGUAGGUCCACAAAUAAAUCAGAGAGCAUACCUUCGUCGACAGAUAGGGAAGAUCAUUAUACUUUAUCCACAAAAUCAUCAAUUCAAACAAAUAAAAACGAUUUCGGCACAACUAAAACCUUACAUUCAUCUAGUGAAGCCGGUAUUAUACAAAAAACUUCCACAGUUUCUGCGCAGACGCACCAUACAACAUCCAUAUUAUCUGUAUUCCAUGGAAAAGCAUCCAGCCAAUCAUUUCCAAUGGUAUUGAUUGGUUUAGCAUUAGUUAUUGAUUUUUUAUAG